AUGUCACCCAACACCUGGUUGCUUUGCUUUAUGUGUUUUGGAUGUCUGGCUCUAACAUUCUGCUUGUGUCCUUCCCAAUGCACCUGCACCUUCCAGAGUCACAGUGAUGAACUCAAGGCAAGGACUGUGCUUUGUAAUAACCCAGAAAUGACCCUGAUUCCAAGCCACAUUCCGGCUCAAACUUUAAAGCUGGUGAUUGAGAAAACAUUAAUCAGACAAGUUUCCAUGCAAGCCUUUUCUUCUGUCUCCAGUCUGGAAUGCCUUUGGCUGUCCUGUAACUCCAUCAGCAGCUUCAAUGGGGAGAGUUUGCAAGGCCUAAUUGCACUGAGGGAACUUCGAUUGGAUGGCAAUGCUCUUUCAACUUUUCCAUGGGAAGCCCUUUCCUAUUUGCCACAACUCUGGCUCCUUGAUUUACAUGGUAACAUCCUUCGAUCAUUCCCCAACAAAGCAGCCACUUAUUUCAGAAACAUCACCUACCUGGAUUUAUCAGAUAACAGGCUGACUACGCUGUCAUCCAAAGUGAUCUCAACAUGGCUGACUGUUCCAAAGGCAGCCAAUACAACUUCAUCAACCUACAGUCCAAAACGUAUCAUAGGACUACACAACAAUCCUUGGAAAUGCGACUGCAGAUUGUCAGAACUAGUUCAUUUUGUUAAGAUGCACAAUCCAACUACAACAUUGAUGGACCCUGGAUUAAUGUGCUCUGGGCCAGAAAAUCUCUCGGGAUCUCUAUUCAGCAGCAUAGAGCUAAAAAAGUGCCAGAGUCCAACUAUUCAUGCUGCAGAAGCUAAAGUGACCAGAGUCACGGGGAGCUCUGUCUCACUGCAUUGUGUGGCUACAGGAGUUCCCAUCCCUGACAUCAGCUGGAGUAGACUGGAUAAUAUCCUGCUGAAUGGAACAGUGAUUCUGGACAAUUCUGACGAGAGAUUGAAGUGGUCUACAUUCAGUCUAUCAGCUGCAUCCUAUCAGGAUUCUGGUAAAUAUUUGUGCAGAGCCAAUAAUUUGGUGGGUACAACAGAUGCUUCGAUAUCCCUUCUUGUGGUGAACUCUGCCAUUGCUUUGGUACCAAUCAAAAGCACAUUCAAAAGAAUGUGCAUCAGAAAAAUGAGGAAUCAAAAUACUGCAGCAUACAAUCAGAAGCUGAUGGCCAGGUAUGCAAGUACCACAGUAUCACCAAAAGAGUCACCAAAGAGAUCCUAUGCUGUAGGUAGGACAGAUUACUCUCUCGUGCGUAAUCAUCAGAUUAAGCCAAAUGAAGAUGCAGCAGAGACCGUUUUGCAGACUAUGAAUCCUUCUGAAGUUAGUGGCUUAUUGGAAAAGCGAAGCGCCAAUGAUCCCAAUAAUAUUACAUUUAGUCCUUCUUCAAUACAGCCGGAACCAGACUGUCUGGUCAGAAGUGUGAGAGUUAUAGGGGGUACCUAUCAUAGUGUUUCUCUGGCUUGGAGAUCCCCAAAGGCUACAAAUAUCACCAUUUUUAGUAUUCUAUAUACUAUUUUUGGCGAAAGGGACAUGCGUAGAAUCAAUGUGGGUCCUGGAAAGACCAAAAUCACCAUUGAUGGAUUAAUGCCACAGACCAAAUAUAUAGUUUGCAUUUGUGUGAAAGGACUCGUGCCCAGGAAAGAGCAGUGUGUGAUUUUCUCCACAGAUGAGGUGGCUCAUGCGAGUGGGACACAAAAACUAAUUAAUGUGGUGGUGAUCACAGUGGCCUGCGUGAUUGUGGUCCCUCUCACCCUCAUUGUCUGCGGUGGGGCCUUGAAGAGGCGCUGCAGAAAGUUCCUGAUCAAGCCCCCAGAAGAGGGCUUCCAAAAUGACUCAUAUGUUACAUUUGAAAGCCUGUCAACAGGGCCCAAGCCCAGUGGCACUGAAGGGGAGUACCUGACCUGCCACAACAAAGAUGAGUCGAAUAGACUUCUGUCACCAAGGUCCAGUUUAGAUUCUGAAGAAGCAACAAAUAAUGAAGCUCAACAGAAUGAAUAUUUCUGCUGA
Messenger RNA from Carcharodon carcharias (great white shark), 1986 nucleotides. RefSeq names its product leucine-rich repeat, immunoglobulin-like and transmembrane domains 1a (gene lrit1a). Bases 1 to 1986 code for a protein of 661 amino acids. NCBI's taxonomy places the organism in Eukaryota, Metazoa, Chordata, Chondrichthyes, Lamniformes, Lamnidae. The transcript is spliced from 4 exons. The record is from RefSeq and is a predicted model, not a curated record. Gene Ontology annotation, cellular component: endoplasmic reticulum membrane. Gene Ontology annotation, molecular function: protein binding.